This is a messenger RNA of Cucurbita maxima (winter squash), 1706 nucleotides long. RefSeq lists its product as uncharacterized. The record is from RefSeq and is a predicted model, not a curated record. The transcript has 4 exons. NCBI's taxonomy places the organism in Eukaryota, Viridiplantae, Streptophyta, Magnoliopsida, Cucurbitales, Cucurbitaceae. Bases 255 to 1322 code for a protein of 355 amino acids.
AGGAAGAAGGAAUGGAACCAACCAGACCAAACCAACCUCAUUUUUUCGCUUUAUAAACACACUUUCUUUCCACUAAUGGAGUUUUGACGAAUCCCCCAUUGAAAUUCCUCUUCCUUCUUCCUCCCGUUUCCCCUCUCUUACCCUACUUCCACAGGAUUCUCUCCAUAACUGCAGAGACACGGAGCGAGAAUUUUUGUUGCAUAGAGCCCACAGGCGGGUUACGUAAAGGAUUCAGUCUUGAGUAGAGGCCAAUUAUGCCGUCGGGUGUGAAGAAGCGAAAAGCAGCCAGGAAAAAGAAGGAACAGGAAGCGAAAAUCAAUUCAUCGACAGGAGACGAAGAUUGUAAAGGUCAGAAUGGGAGAAGCUCCGAGAGUUUGGAGGUCAAUGCUACUUAUGAUCAUUACAAGUGUUACGAUCAGGUUGAUGGGAACAAUGAGAAAUUGGUGAAGAAUGAUUCGAAUGCAUCACCUGUUUUGUCUGCUGUGGAUGAAGACAAAUCUUUGGACGUAGAAGGAAUUAAAGGAAACAAAGGAACUAUCCAUGAGUUGGGAUUUGAUGGCAAUGGUGCUAUUGAAGUUGAGAAGGAAUUUACUUCAGCGGAGAAUAAUGCUCGUCAAUGCAUCAGCAGCGAGUACAUUGAAGCUGGGAAGAAAUUUGAUGAAUGGGAUGAUAAGAACUCAAGUAGCAGUUCAGCUGAGGAGUGUAAUAUUGAUGAUAAGAAAACUGAAGCCUAUGCUUCAUCUUAUACAGAAAAUCUUCGCGAUGAUAUACCACGUAAAUCUUCGUCCAAAACCAUUGGGAUAAAUGAAUCUGCAUCAGUUGGGGAGUGCAUCAACUCAUUGGUUGAAACUCUGGUUGCUGAUUCAGUUAAAUCUAAGGUUCCUGUAUCUACAGAGAAAAUUUGCUACACAAAAGUUGAAGCUGGUGAGAAUCUAGUGGUUUCUGAUACUGUGACAUCUGGGUUGAAGGAAGAUGCAAAUACUUUGUUGUCCAACCAAUGCGCUGGAACUCGAGUUUCAUCAUUUACUAAUCUUAAUUCAGUACCAAAAGAAAAUAAGGACAAAGUUUUAGCUGUAACAAUGGAGAAUGAUCAGAUGUCUUCAAGUAUGAUGAAACAAGGGUCCAGAUAUCUGGAAGGCAAGACACGUUUUCCAUCAGAUUCUCCUGCAUUUGGAGCUAGUAAAGACGAUGCUGUUACUAAGGAUUCUGAGAUUCCAUUGUGCUCUAAAAACAAGACCUUGGCUUCAGCACCAAUAAUGGCCCAAAGGACUUCUAUAUUCAGUUGUUGUGGAUUGUUUGAUUUGCUGAAAGGCAUCAAUUGAUGAAUUCAGAAGCAGACAGCCAGGGAGAGUUCCAGUGCACUGAUGAAAUUCAUCUAAGAAGCAAGCCUUUUGAUAAGUUUGAAACUUCUGGUAUAUCUCUAAACAUUUAUAGUUGUGAUGUGAUGCUCGACUUCCUAAGCUAAGAUCUAUGUCAAUGGCAAUUUCAUCAUUACCAGGCCGCUUAGCUUACUAUAUUUUCUCUAUAUUACUUGUAUGAUCAUGUAAACUAGUUCAGUUUACUUUACUUUCAGUAUGAAGGAUGCGUAUAUAGACGAGUUAAAAAAACUCGCAUUUGUUUUGUCUGUCAGUUGGCAUCCACCACUACACUGAUGCUUUAUCUCAGCAUUAUAGUUGUUUAUUUUCAAGCUCCAUGAGCUAUCAUGA